UAUAGACUCUUUGGGUAUAUGUGUCAAACAGCUGUCAUUAAUGUCAAAAAAUCAGCUGUUUUGGUUUCCUCGCUGGUCGCUCGCAAUUUGUAUUUUUGUAUGAAAAUCUGAAUCUGAAAUUCUGAAGCAGUUUCAAAUUUAGCCAUAAUAGAAAUAAGAAAAUUGUAACUUUGGCUCCAUUUACGUUAGGAUAAGUUGUGAAAGAGCAAUGCUGUCCGCGAUCAAGUUAGUGGUAUCCGAAAAUGGAAAACUAAUUGACUCAGUAACUAAAGAAACCAAUACGCAAACAAAUCAGCUAUUAAAAUCAUUGGAGGUGUUUCAACGAUCUGCAAAUGAUGCUCUGACUAAGUUGAUCGAAAAACAAUGUGGGGAUGGAGAUUCAGGUCACAGCAUGGAUGAUAUGGAUGACAUUGACGAAGAAGAUGAUGCAGAUGAACAAGUGAGUCCACGAAAAAAAAAGAAGUAACCUUUUUUAGUGUAGAAGUAGUGUAGUUAUUACAUAGAAAUAAGUUUUUAUAUAAAUUAUCUUGAAAAUUUGUAAUAAAACAAUGAUGCUUUUGUAUUCAGUUUUAUUAUUUUCUUAAUUAUACACUAAUGUAACAAUGACAUUACAUGUAUUUACAGUAUAAUAUUUACAUGUCUAUUUAUAACAUUAUAUAAUCAUUAUUCAAUUUCAAGUAUUUCUUGUACCAAAGUAUGUCUGAUGGAGUCUGGGCCCUGCAUAGGUUGUACCUUACACAAGAUUAUAGUAUUAAGAUUAUUAAGAUUAUAGUUAUUAUUAUUUGAUUGUAUUGUAUUUGUAAUGGUAUAGUUUUAAAUUUCAUCUAAGUUUAUUGCUGCAGCAUAAAUAUAAUUAGCACAACCUUCAUUGUUAUUAUUGCUUUUCUUGACAAUAAAAUUUAUAAUACUAAAAUCUUCCUUAAUUAAAUUGUACAUAGCCAAAGAUAACUUAAUAAUAAUUUACUUAAUAUAUUCAUUUACUGGAAUGUAACAUGUUAUCACAUUACGAAGCUCAUAUCUUUUUCUUAAUAUCUAUGUUUUUGAGAAAAAAAAUUGGUAACUACAUAAUAAGUAGUGGCAAUGGAUUGAAUAGAGUAGGUACCUAUAUAAUAUCUAAAAUGUUUUUUAUAGGAUUAUUUCAAUGACCCAAUCAAAUAUAUUGAAAUAUUUAUUGCUUAGAACUCAUAGAAUAAUUUACCUUUGGAACUAGGUUUUUUUUCUAAUACAUACACAUAUUUUGAUUGACGUCUCCAUAAUCUUGUACUUCUCACAUUCAUUUUAAAAACAAGACUGAUAAAUGGAAUGAUUUUCGAUAUUUUUCUUCCAAAAAAUCAUGUUUAUUGUAUAAAAAAUGCACCUGGCAUAAAACUACACAUCAAAUACAGUUCAUUCACAAU
Ostrinia furnacalis (Asian corn borer) is the source of this 1397-nucleotide messenger RNA. RefSeq lists its product as uncharacterized. The record is from RefSeq and is a predicted model, not a curated record. The transcript is spliced from 2 exons. NCBI's taxonomy places the organism in Eukaryota, Metazoa, Arthropoda, Insecta, Lepidoptera, Crambidae. The coding region runs from base 209 to 466 and encodes 85 amino acids.